ACUACGCAACUUCCGCUAUCUCGCUGCUGAGCAAAAUGGACGCCUUUGUGUCUGUUUUCUUCAUAUUAAUACUAUAAAUAAAAUUUACGCUAUGUUUAGGUAACUCUAAUCAUGGAUGUUUACCAACUCCUACUAAUAAUUUAAGUGAAUUAUGUGUUGUGUUAUAAUAAUGGGUGCUUAUCUUCGUUAUUGAUGAAAUAAAGACUUAUUAUCAAGUAGGCCACAGCUACGGAUGACAAUUGACUGAAUAUCAUAGUCAUAAAAAAAACCAUUCCAAAAGGAUUAUUCAUUUUGUUGCCUCCCGCCAAAAUUUUAAUACAACUUUUAUUUUGUUGGCGUAAAUAAUAAUUAAUAAUUGUGGGAUAAUUAAAUUCUAAAAAUAAAAUGAACCUUUUAUUACAAGAUCCAAGAGCAUCAUCUAAAUUUGGUUGAUAUAAAAACAAUCAUUAUGGGAACUUGAAAGAAAAAAAAACUGUAUAGUUCCCAAAAUUGAACUUUGUGAUAGUGUUUAAUGGACUAGAUACUUUCAGUGACAUAGUGUUGGUGUUUUAUAAAAGAAAAAAUAAUAAAAUAUAAACAAAUCGGCAAAUAGUGACAAUGUAUUCUAUAAGAAAUUGGCGAAAAUACGCGUUCAACAACAUCAAAACAAUUAUCUUGAUAAAAACUCAUUGCUUAUUGUGAAAACCAUAAUCACGAACAUAUUUUGUAAGAUAGUGUAAUAAUAAUAAUACUAAUAAUAUUAUUAUUAUUAUUAUUAUUAUUAUUAUCAUUUAUUUUUCAUCUUUUUUUUUUUUUUAAGUUUUUUAAUUUUUUUAAAAAAUAUUUUAGAUAAAAUAAAAACCUGAAAUUGAUGUAACACAGAGUGAAUGUCAAGGGUGUAAUGCCAGAAUUAAUCAAGGUCAAAAUGAAUGGGGUUAUACCGAGUGUUCCAAUCACUACCCUCGCAGGUAUCGCGAGUCUUACAGACUUAUUACCGGAAAUGCCCCUACCGACACCAUUGCCGCAAGCUCUGACAAAUAAGUCAUUGUUAUUUCAUGCACGUGUUGCUGAAGAAGCUAAGCUACAGCUUAGUAACAGAGAUGAAACAUUAGUACCGCAACUAAUUCAAGCUCUAUCGCAGACAUCAUCUGAUAAUAUUGAAUUAAAAGAUCAAUCUGUUUUACAAUCUGAACAGCCGUAUUCUGAUCCUGAACAACAUACUCCAGAAUUAUUAAAAGCUAUAUUAGAAAUAAAUCCUCAUGUAUUUAAAGGCCCACAAUAUAAUUCACGAAGAACUUGGCCUUGUCAAAAUACACAAUUAAUGAGUGCUAAUCAGUCACCAGCACAUUACGGGCGAUUUUCACCAUCAUAUUCAAAUUCAUCAGGAUCGAGACAAACGCCUCAAGGUAGUCCUGCUCAACCCGCAUCUGCUAGAACUGUAUUACCACCACCACAACUAACAACAUCAACAACAACAACUACAACGACCGGCAAUAUAAUGAGUCACGCUCAACAUCCUAGAAUGCCAGUUACACCACAAAAUCACACAGAUGUCUCGCAAAUGUCUCCUUUUGCAGUGCCUUCGCCAUCACCCCGUGCAACUGUUAUAACAGAACAAACAAGAACAUCGACAACACCACAACAUCAUAUACAAGAUGAUCCCAAUGGUUUAACAAAUCAAUUAUCAAAUAUUAAUAAUCCUCAUGUAAAUAUUUAUUCACCAGCUCAUAUGGGAUCUCCAAGUACUGCUACAACAAUUAUGCAACAACAACAACAACAACAACAACAACAGCAAAUGAAUACUCAUGUUGUACAGCCACAUCAUCACAAUCUCGCUAGUUUAACACCUCAACAUUCUAUACACAUGACAUCUCCAAUGCACAGUUCAAUACCAAAUCAACCUAUGAAUAUGAAUGUUAAUUUACAACAAGCUAUCUAUGAUCCAAUAAUUAAUCAUCAGUUACAACAUCCAAUAAAUGUUAAUCAUACAAUGGAUAUUGCUAAUGUUGUACAAGAUAAUUCACAAUUUUUACUGGAUUCAGUUACUGGCCUUCCUGAUAUUGAUUUACCUAUUGAAAGCAUUGAUCCUAAACCACCAAUACAACAAUCUGUUGAUAAUUUGAUAAAUCAACAACAACAGCAACAACAACAAACUGUAUAUCCUAAUCUUAAUCCUGAAAGUGUAGCCAGUGCAUUUGAUUCAGCCCUCACAAUGCCAAUUCAUCAUCUCCAUCAUCAUGAGCAACACCCACAACAACAACAACAACAACAGCAGCAGCUGCCACCGCCACUACAGCAACAACAACAACAACAACAUCAUCUUCAUCAUCAUCAUCACCAGCACCAGCAGCAUCAACAACAACAGUCACAAUCACAUCACCCGCAACAAAUUCAACAGCCUCAUCUUCAUGAUCAAUAUCAACAUCAGCAAGAUCAAUUUCAACAACAACAACAGCUGUUACAACAACAACAAUUACAACAACAACAACAACAACAACAACAAUUAAUAUUGCAGCAGCAGCAACAACAACAACUACUAUUGCAGCAGCAGCAACAACAACAACUACAAGAUCAAUUACAAGAACAACAAAAACAUCAACAACAACAACAACAGCAGCAACUACAACAACAACAACCGCAAUCUGCUUUUAAUCUGCAAUUACCAACUCAAACGCCGGAGCAUCAUCAUGAUCAAAUAAAUGAGCAUGUAAUCAAAGACGUUAAAUUAAUGGGACAGCCAUUUGACACAAAAUUUAAGGAACCAGUGGUAAUGUUGAACAGAUUGUCAUUAGCAGAUCAAGCAUUAAUGCAGCAAAAAUCACCAAACCGUAUUGCUAAAUUGGGAUUAAAAAAUAACAAUAAUAAUAACAAUACCAAUACAAAUAAUAAUAAUAAUAAUAAUCCGAAUAAUAUGAAAUCAGAUUCUGACAAUGAUGAGGAUAUAGGAGAAAAUAAUAAAUUAUUAAAAUCAUCAACAUCAUCGUCAUCAUCAUCAUCUCGAUCAAAAGAACGUAGUCUUAGAGCUCGUAGACGUAAACGUAUAAUUGAUGACAGUGAUGAUAAUGAUGAUGGUGAUAAUGCAGAUGAUGAUGAAGAUAAAAAAGAACCAACAUUAAUAUCACCGAUAAAACCAAAAAUAAGAAAAAUAGAAAGAAAAUUGGUACCUGUAUUGGCUAAAUUAAGUGUUGAUGAAUUAAUGGAAACAAAUACGUAUCAAUUAUUUAAUUCAAUGAUUGAUACAAUAUUCGAAAAUACAGAAGAUGUUGUAACAAUGGGUGAAAUAGAAGAAGAUGGUGAUGUACCAGCAGAAAUACUUAUUCAAAAAUAUGAAUUACAAGCAUUAUGUAAAGAAGCAGCUAAAUUAAAAUCAUUAAGAGCUAUGGAAUCAAUUCCAGCAGAUAGACUUGUAAGAUUAUUAAAUAUAUUAGAAAAAAAUAUACGUGAUGGUGCAAGAGUAUCACCUUUAGCUGAUCCAGAUGAUGAUAUUGAAGAAAGUAAAUUAUGGAUGCAAAUGGCUAUGGAAAGAGUAUUACGUGCUGUUGAUGCAUCUGUAAUAGCAUUAAAUAUAAUGACAUCACAAAAUAUGCCUAAAACUGUAUAUUUAGAGGAUGUUAUUGAUCGUAUUGUAUUGUUUAUGAAAUUUCAAUUACAAAAUACAAUAUAUCCAUCAUUUGAUCCUGUUUAUAGGAUAGAUUCAAAAAAUAAGACUGACAAUUUGAAUUCUGGUCGUAAAAAAAGGGGCCAUAUGAAAGAAGUACGUGAAAAAAGUAUACUUGAAGUUUAUAAUAAAAUGCGUGAACUUGUUAGUUUACUUGCUGAAUUAUUAAAUAUACAAGUAUUAACUGAUACAAGUGUACUUCAUGCAUCAACACUUGGUGUUGCACCAUUUUUUGUUGAAUCUGUAAAUGAUCUUCAAUUAAGUGCAUUAAAACUUGUAACUGUUAUAUUUACAAAAUAUGAAAAACACCGGCGAUUAUUAUUAGAUGAUAUUCUUGCAUCAAUUGCUAGAUUACCAAGUAGUAAAAGAAGUUUACGUACAUAUAAAUUACAUUCUGGUGAUUAUAUACAAAUGUUGACAGCAUUAGUAUUACAAUUAAUACAAUGUGUUGUUAUAUUACCAGAUAAUUUAAUUCGUCAAGAUAAUAAUAAUAAAACAACUACAACAGUUAACAGUACUGCUAAUAAUGAUGCUGCUGAUAAUCAAGAUAAAAAUACAGGUAAUAAUAAAAAUUUAUCCCAUAUUGAUGCAGAUGUAUUAGUUAUAAAUAAAUAUGAAACAGCAACACGAUUGGGAUGUAAUUUUUUAUCUGUAUUUUUAAAUAAAUGCAGUAGUAAAGGUACAGAUAUUGAUUAUCGUCCAUUAUUUGAAAAUUUUAUUCAAGAUUUAUUAGCAACUGUUAAUAAACCAGAAUGGCCAGCUGCUGAAUUACUUUUAAGUAUAUUAGGUACUUUACUUGUUGGACAUUUUUCAAAUAAAACAUCAGAUAUGUCAUUACGUGUUGCUUCAAUUGAAUAUCUUGGUGUUGUUGCUGCAAGAUUAAGAAAAGAUGCUGUAAAUUCACAAUGUAAGUUAUCAACAAUUGAUCAAAUAAUAAUAGAUAUUAAAGCUGAACAACAAAAAGAUUCAGAUUAUGAUAUGACAACAACAUCAACAGCAAUAGCAGCAGCUAAAGAUAUUGAUAAUAAUAAAAGAAAAGUAAAUAAUAAAAUUAAUGAGGACGAAGAACGUACAAAAUUUUUACAAAAAGUUUUACUUGAUCAUUUAGCUGUUAAUGGUACAAAUGAUCCAUCAUUAAUAUAUGCACGUCAUUUUUAUUUAGCACAAUGGUAUCGUGAUUGUGCUCAUGAAAAAACUCGUGUUGGUCAAAAAUCGUCAAAUAAUAAAAAUAUUACACCAAUUAAAAAAUCAUCACAAAAUAAAAAACGUAAUAAAUCAUCAUCAUCAAAUCAAAAACGUAAUAAAAAUAUUGAAAGUGAUAAAUCAGAUGAUAGUGAUGAUUCAGAUAUUGAAGAAUUAGAUUUUGAUGAUAAUGACAAUAAUGAAAAAAAAAAUUCCGAAUUAUAUAGAAUUAUUGAAGAAAAGAAAAAAUUUAUAUUAAGUUCAAUCCGUCCUUGCAGUUCAUCAACAAAACCCGAUAUAUUACAAACAUAUAUUGAUUAUAAUUCAGCAGAAUUAAUAUCACAAUAUUUAGCAUCUAAACGACCAUUUUCACAAAGUUUUGAUAUAUAUUUAAAACAAAUACUUCAUGUAUUAACAGAAUCAUCAAUAGCUAUUAGAACAAAAGCUAUGAAAUGUUUAACAACAAUUGUUGAAGCUGAUCCAAGUGUAUUAGGACGUAGUGAUAUGCAAUUAGGUGUAAGACAUUCAUUUUUAGAUCAUUCAACAUCUGUACGUGAAGCUGCUGUUGAUUUAGUUGGUAAAUUUGUAUUAAGUAGACCAGAACUUAUUGAUAAAUAUUAUGAUAUGUUACUUGCAAGAAUACUUGAUACUGGCGUUAGUGUACGUAAAAGAGUUAUUAAAAUAUUAAAAGAUAUUUGUGUUGAAUGUCCUGAUUAUUCUAAAAUACCUGAAAUUUGUGGUAAAAUGAUACGACGAGUUAAUGAUGAAGAAGGUAUUAGACGAUUAGUUAUGGAAGUAUUUCAAAAUAUGUGGUUUACACCAAUUAAAGAAACUCAAAUAAAUCAAAUACUUGAUUCAACAAUAUUAUUAAGAAAAGUUAUGAAUAUAACAGAUGUUGUUGCGAAAAAUAAAGAUAUUGGUUUAGAAUGGUUUGAACAAUUACUUGUUAGUUUAUUUAAACCAAAAGAAGAUAAAGAAGAUAGUACUAAAUUACAAACAGAACCACCAAAAGGAUUAUUAACAGCUUGUCAACAAAUUGUUGAUUGUUUAAUUCAAAAUAUAUUAAAAUUAGAAUCAAUGAAUAAUACAACAACAAAAACAUUAAAUAAUGAUGACAGUGGUAGUAAUAAUUAUGAAAAUGAUGAUAAACAACGACUUGUUGCAUGUAUGAAAACAUUAUAUUUAUUUGCUAAAAUACGACCACAAUUAUUAGUUGAACAUGCAAGUACAUUACAGCCAUAUCUUGGUUUAAAAUGUCAAACUCAAGGUGAUUAUCAUAUGAUAAGUUGUGUUGCUCAUACAUUAGAACUUGUUGUACCAUUAAUGCAACAUCCAAGUGAAACAUUUUUAGCCCAAUUAGAAGAAGAUUCAAUAAAAUUAAUUCUUCAACAUGAUAAAUCUGUUGUUGCAAGUUGUUUAUCAUGUUUAGGAUCAAUUGUUAAUAAUGUUACGAAAAAUUACAGUUUAAUACGUGAUUGUUUUAAUAAAUAUUAUUGUUAUUUAACAAAAUAUAAAAUGGAACAUGAAAAAGAUCCAAAUAGUAAAAUAUUAUUAAAUGGACGUCCAUUAUUUCGACGUGCAUUAUUUACUGUUGGAUUAUUAUUACGUUAUUUUGAUUUUACAGAUCCACAAGUAACUUAUGGUUUAAUUGAUAAUAUUAAAGAUCAUGUAUUUCAAGUUAUGAGUUAUUUUGUUAAUCAAGAUGAUAAUGAUAUACGUCAUUAUACACUUACAGCAAUUGGUUCAAUUUGUAUUCGUCAUUCUGAAUUUAUGUUAACACCAGAAUUAAAAAAACUUUAUCAUUAUUUAUUAACAUCUGAUAGUGCGUUAGAAUUUAUGAAAAUUCAAGUAUUAAAUAAUAUUGAAGUUUAUUUACAAGAAGAAGAAAAAAGAAUGAUAAAACAAGAUCAAGAAUGGUCAAAAAUGUGUAAACAAGAAAAUUUAAAAGAAAUGGGUGAUGUAUCAUCUGGUAUGGCUAGUACUGUUAUACAAUUAUAUCUUAAAGAAAUACUUGAAUCAUUUAUAAAUACAAAUAUACGUGUACGUCAAUCAGCAUGUAAAGUUAUACAAUUAAUAUUAGCACAAGGUUUAGUAUAUCCAAUUCAAAUAGUACCAUAUCUUAUUUGUAUGAGUACUGAUAUUGAAGUUAUGGUAAGUCAUAGUGCUGAUAAUCAAUUACAAGAAAUAGAAAGAAAAUAUCCUGGUUUUAUUCAUAUGCAAUCACAAUAUGGUAUUAAAUUAAGUUAUAGAUUACAAAAAAUAUUACAAAAUAAUAUAACUGUAAGAGGUAUGAGAUUAAAAGAUGGUGAAUUUCCUAGUGCAUUAAAUGGUUUUUUAUAUACAAUAUUGAGAAAUACAAAACAACAACGUCGUGCUAUUGCUAUAUCAUUUUUAAAACAAUUUGAAGAAUCUGCUAAAUCAAGUUUAUCUCAAAUGUUGUAUCUUGCUGAUAAUUUAGCAUAUUUUACAUAUCAAGUACAAGAUGAACCAUUAUUUAUAAUUCAUCAUAUUGAUAUUAUUAUAUCAAUGUCUGGUGAUAAUUUAUUACAAUCAUUUAAAGAAGCAUUAUUACCUAAAACAUUUAAUCAAAUAAAUACUUGUAAUGAUAAACAACAACAACAACAGUUACAACAACAACAACAACAGCAACAUCAAUAUCAUCACCAUUCACAUCUGUUUUUAAUCAAUCAAUUAUUUGGAUCUGAUGGACAACCUAGACCUGUUCAUAUAUUAUCAGCUAUUGAAGAUGAAGAUGAUGAUGAAGAAGAUGAUGAAUCUAUUGUUGCUAGAUUACCUCAAGAUACAACAUUACUUCGUGAAUAUAUUACUGCAUCCCAAGGUUUUCUUUUACUUCUCACAUUAAGACAACAUUUAAAAGAAAUAUAUGGAUUUUCAGAUGCUAAAAUAAGUCAAUAUUCACCAUCUGAAUCUGCAAAAGUAUAUGAAAAAGCAGUAACACGUAAAAGUACUGCACAUUUUAAUCCAAAAGCUACAUUAGCUAAAUUACAAGAAAAUGUAAGUGAUAAAGAACUUGAUGAUGAUGGUAGAAAAAAAUUAGCUGCUGAGUAUCUUGAUUUUAAGCAACUUAUGAUUAAAUUUGAUCCUAAAGAACCAGAUGAUGAAGCUGCUGCUGCUGCUGCUGCUAAUGCAAAUACCACUACUACUACUACUACUAUCCCUGGUAAUAAUACUGAUGUUGGUGUUGUUAGUCAUUCAACUACUGAUGAUUCAGUUCAGAGAAUAUUAAAUCCUGAAAUAAAUCAAAAUUUUGUACCAAUGCUUAAUACUGGUACUGGUGAUUUUAAUACAUCACAUCAUCAACAACAACAACAACAGCAACAACAACAACAAAAUUCAAUCCAUCAUCAUAAUAAUACAUUAAAUAGUAUGACGCCAACGGCACCAUCACCAAGAGUACCUAAACUUACGAUACAUGCUCAUCCUGAAACAAAUAAAGAACACCGAAAACAUCGUACGCACAAAAUUGAAAAAGUUAAAAAACAUAAAAAGAAAAAACGAAGAAGAAUCUCCGACAGUAGUGAUAGCGGGGAUGAUUGCAGUGAUCCUGAUUUUAUGGUGUAAAAAUUGUGUGUGGGUGUGCGUGUGUGUGUAUGUGUGUCUGUGGGUCCGCUAUUAUUAGCCUUGUGAACAUUAGGGUGGAAUAAAUAAAUAAAUAAAAUAAUUGAAAAAAUUUAUAAUAAACAUAUAGACAAAUAAAUAAUUUUUUCAACAAGUGUCAACUUAAAUAUUGAACACUAUUUUUAUUUUAUUUUAUUAUAGUUUUUUUUUUUUCUCUUUCUUUAUUAGUAAGAUGUGUAUAAACUACAGAUAUAAGUGAAAUAAUGUGUACACACUGAUACGAAUAAAUUAAAUAAAUAAUAAAUUGCAAUAAGAGUAAAUGAACUUUAGAAAAACGAUUAUUCUUAUCGUUAAUUGGCUUUUAAAAAAUAUAUAUAUAAAUAAAUAUAUAUAUAUAUAUAUACAUACAUAUAUAUAAAUUAUAUUAUAUAACUUUUCAUUAAUUAUAAUAAAUAAUUUUUGAAACAUUACAAUUAAAUUUGCAAUAAAGCAUUGAAAAAAAAAAAUAAAUAGCAAGUUUAAUUUAAUUUUGUAUUCGAGAGGUCAAUUUUAAAUACUAAUUAACUAUUGUAUUAUUUAUUCACGGAAAGUAUAUCGUUUUUAUAUAAUUAUUAUAACUAAAUAAAAUUUAUAAAUUAAUAAAAAUUGAACAAAACAACAUGUGCUCGAAUAGUAAAUAUUUAA
Messenger RNA from Microplitis mediator, 9082 nucleotides. RefSeq names its product nipped-B-like protein A (gene Nipped-B). Gene Ontology annotation, molecular function: chromatin binding. Gene Ontology annotation, cellular component: Scc2-Scc4 cohesin loading complex. The record is from RefSeq and is a predicted model, not a curated record. Gene Ontology annotation, biological process: establishment of protein localization to chromatin; establishment of mitotic sister chromatid cohesion; regulation of gene expression. NCBI's taxonomy places the organism in Eukaryota, Metazoa, Arthropoda, Insecta, Hymenoptera, Braconidae.